Notolabrus celidotus (New Zealand spotty) is the source of this 1418-nucleotide messenger RNA. It is a transcript of the gene wdr83, whose product is annotated as WD repeat domain containing 83. Lineage: Eukaryota; Metazoa; Chordata; Actinopteri; Labriformes; Labridae. Gene Ontology annotation, cellular component: catalytic step 2 spliceosome. Gene Ontology annotation, biological process: mRNA splicing, via spliceosome. The record is from RefSeq and is a predicted model, not a curated record. The transcript has 10 exons. Gene Ontology annotation, molecular function: protein binding. Bases 177 to 1130 code for a protein of 317 amino acids.
CCCAUGGUGCAUUGCGCUUGUUGGGAAACAGGAAGUUACAGUGAAUGGAGAAAACCAUUGAUGAUAGAAACGUGUGAUUUAUAUUAACUUCUGCACGAAUUUAAACAUGUUUUCAGCCUGGAAACUCUUAUUAAUCAGGUUGGAUAACUUAUAAGUGAGUAUAUGGAGUUUUUGUCAUGUCGUUCCCUGAACCCAAACCUGAGGCUCCUCAGCUUCCCCAACACCUGCUCAAGACCAUCGACUGUCAGCAGGGAGCCAUCAGGGCUGUUCGCUUCAAUGCUGAUGGGAACUACCUGCUGUCUUGCGGCAGUGACAAAUCUCUAAAGCUGUGGAGUGUGAGCCGAGGGACUCUGCUCAAAACGUACAGCGGCCACGGAUACGAGGUCCUGGAUGCUGACAGCUCGUACGACAACAGCCUGAUUUGCUCGUGCAGCUCUGAUAAGACGGUGAUCCUGUGGGACGUCGCUACGGGACAGGUCACACGCAAACUCAGAGGACAUGCUGGGAAAGUCAACUGUGUCCAGUUCAACGAGGAGGCAAGUGUCAUGUUGUCUGGCUCCAUAGACGGGACAGUCCGGUGCUGGGACACCAGGUCCAGAAGAUUUGAGCCCAUCCAGAUCUUAGACGAGGCUCGGGACGGCAUCAGCAGCCUGAAAGUCGUACAACACGAGCUACUGACCGGGUCAGUGGAUGGCAGAGUGAGGCGCUAUGACCUGAGGAUGGGACAACUGCAUGUUGACUUCCUCAGCAGUCCCAUCACAUGUGUGUGUUUCAGUCAGGACGGUCAAUGCACUCUGAGCUCCAGUCUGGACUCUACAGUCAGGUUACUGGACAAGAGCACCGGGGAGAUGCUGGGAGAGUAUACAGGACACAAGAUGAAGGGCUAUAAGCUGGACUGCUGCCUCACCAGUAAAGACACACACGUCCUGAGCUGCUCCGAAGACGGACACGUCUACUGCUGGGACCUGGUGGAGGGAUCUUUGUCCUUGAAGAUACCCGUCGGGAAAGCCGUCGUCCAGUCGCUGUCCUUCCACCCCUCUGAGACCUGCCUCCUCACAGCCAUGGAGGGGCGUGUCCAGGUGUGGGGGGCGGAGCCAGAGGAGACAGAAGAGGAUGCUAUGGCCACAUAGAGAUGAUGAAAAAAAGUGACAUUACACAUUUUUAUGCAGGACAUAUUUGAUGGAUCAUAUGAGGACACAUGGACGCACGGUGAUGAUGCAGGUCGUUGUGACUGCUAGGUUUGUCUCUGUUGAGACAAAUGCUGAACAGACAGCUGAUGUGAUCAUUAGGAAAUAAGUUGUGUUCAACUUUUGGUUUACAGAUGUUUAUUUUCUGCAUCUGAAUUGUGUUUUGCAAGAAACUACAUGAAACAUACUUUUUGUACAGAAUCUUUAAUAAACAUUUUCUUGUGUAAAUUA